Messenger RNA from Penicillium lagena, 1662 nucleotides. RefSeq lists its product as uncharacterized. Lineage: Eukaryota; Fungi; Ascomycota; Eurotiomycetes; Eurotiales; Aspergillaceae. Gene Ontology annotation, cellular component: nucleus; cytoplasm. Gene Ontology annotation, molecular function: protein binding. Bases 1 to 1662 code for a protein of 553 amino acids. The record is from RefSeq and is a predicted model, not a curated record. The transcript has a single exon.
AUGGCGACUCCAAUAGGGCCUGCCAUACCUGACCUUCCCCCGAAGGUGCGAAAGCUGGCAUUCUGGCUCCGAGCUUAUGAUCGAAACCCAACUAUCGAAAGCCCUGUUCCCUUGGGUGAGGCGAGACUCAUAGUCAAUUUUGUCACGUCCACAUAUACCACCAUCGGAGCUGCGCGCGGAAAGAGCCGGUAUUGGUUCCCUCCUGCUUGGAAAACGGACAAUGGAAACGUCCGAAAGGCGAUCCAACGAUUCCUCGCGGGUACCAAGUGUCUUCCUCCAAGCGACACCUUCAUCGCAUGGAAACCGAAACUCAGUUCUCUCCCGGAUCUGCCCAUUGAGGUGAUCCUUGUUAUCGUUGAAGAUUUGUCUCUGAGAGACUUCAAUGCCCUCAUUCGAACCUCCCGCCGCUUGCAUAGCCAACUGAACGGGGAACUCUACGUCUGUAGCAGGGUCGGCGCCUCCAACCAUGCCCUGUAUUGGGGGUUCAAACAUGACAUGAUUGGGACGGUGCAGCAUGUGCUCGACACGGGCAUAGAUCCCUUGGAACAAGUCCCAGGAGAGACUUGUCCGCUUUACCUGGCCAUCCAGAAGGAAAGCGUCAAUGUGAUCAGGCAUCUCGUGUCCCAGGGCGGCGCAGUUGCACAAUACCUCAACACCAACAUCGUCGAAACUUUUGUCACUCGGCUCCAAUCUGUUCCACAGUAUCCACUUCCUUUUAUUCAACCGCCUUCUGUCGAAGCACUCCUCCGGAUGGGGGCCGACUCCAACAAACUUUACGACAGCCGUUGGACAAUGCUCUGGUUUGCGAUCCGGGGCAAAUGCGAUGUCACGGUCGACAAGCUUUUUGAAAUCGGACGUGCCGCCCCGGUGACGACAGAGUUUUGGGAGAUGCAGAAAAAACCUAUUGGUCAAUCGGAGGUUGCCACCAGGAACGUUAGGACAUUGCUGAAAUACGGGGCUGAUCCCAACGGUAGAUCAGAAGGCAAAACCACUGCGCUUCAUCUGGCUUGCGCCCUCUGUGAACCUGACGUCGUCAAGCUUUUGUUGGAGGCCGGUGCCAACCCCAAUCCGAGAAAUUCUCGGAACCACACUCCUCUUCACGCCGCAGCCUGGACAUGUGGUGAUGAAGACUUGAUCGAUGCACUUCUCUCCGCCCCCGCCAUCAAGAUCAAUGCGACGGACAACUUUAGCCAGACGGCAUUGCACUUUGCGGCACGGGCUCGGUGUGAACCUUAUGCCCAAGUCUUCGUGGAGAAGUUGUUAGAAUGCCCACUCAUUGAGGCCAAUGCCCGUGACUCCAGCGGAAAGACUGCACUGUAUUGCGCAAUCGAGUCGAAGAACUUUGGCAUCGCUCGCAGGCUUCUUCGGUCAGAGAAAGUGAACCCCAAUGCUGGCGCGCGAGACAAGCUUCCUUUGCUCCUGGCUGUGCGACGCUACGACUUUGACACUGUGAAGUUUCUCCUGGAAUCAGGCUUAGUCAACCCGGACCAGCAGACUGAAACGGGGAUGACCGCUUUGCUGCAAGCCGCUAAGAAUGGCCAUAUUCCCAUGACCAAAAUGCUGCUCCGAGCCGGGGCGAACCCGGAUUUGGCUGAUAGAACGGGGAUCACAGCACGACGGGUGCUCAUUCGACCACUUAUUCAGGUGAAUCUCCCAUCCUAA